AUGAUUUCCCGCCAGAUUGAGACCCUGUUACAACGGUCAAAAACCACUAGUCAUCUUCUUCAACUGCAAUCUCUCAGCAUCAAAACGGCUCUAGAUCAUCAAGAACACUUCUUUUCUAGACUUAUACUUGCCUCGUCUUUAAUAUCACUACAAAUUUCAAGAGAAAUCUUUGACAAAUCACCGAUUACACCAUCACGUUUUGCUUGGAAUACACUGAUUAAAGGGUAUUCAAAGAGCUCAAUACCGUUAGAGUCGGUAAAAAUGUUCGUUGAUCUUCAAAGAAUCGGGAUAAAACCCGAUAAAUAUACAUACCCUUUUGUGCUCAAAGCUUGCGGGCGUUUCUCAAUGGUUGGACUAGGUGGGACUCUGCAUUCAAUGGUGUUGAAAAUGGGUUUUGAUUGGGAUUUACAUAUAUGCAAUACACUGCUCAGAAUGUAUGGAGGGCUUCAUCUGAUUGCGUAUUCGAGGCAAGUGUUUGAUGAAAUAUCUCACAGAGAUGUGGUUUCUUGGAGUUCUAUGAUUGCUUCUUAUGUUAAUUGUAACUGUCCUGUAAAUGCUAUAACUGUUUUCCAAGACAUGAUCAUACAACAUGAGAAGCCAAACUCCAUCACUUUGGUUAGCCUGCUUGCUGCAUGUACUCGUCUCCUCAAUGUCAAGCUUGGAGAAUCCAUUCAUUCCCACAUUCUAACUAACGGUGUUGGAUUGAAUGUUGAACUGGGAACUGCUCUUCUUGAGAUGUAUGCAAAAUGUGGUCACAUGCUGGAAGCGUUCCUUAUUUUUGAUUCAACAAGUCAUAAAAAUUUGCAGUCUUGGACUGUCAUGAUUUCUAGCCUUGCAGAUAAUGGCUUUGGGGAAGAAGCUAUGUCAUUGUUUUCAAAAAUGGAAGAAGCUGGCCUGCAGCCUGAUAGUAAGUCAUUUUCUGCAGUUCUUUCUGCAUGUAGUCACAUGGGUCUUGUUGAUGAGGGAAAAGAUUAUUUUGAUAAAAUGGUAAAGGUUCAUAACAUCAGGCCAACCAUGGAACAUUAUGGUUGCUUGGUGGACAUGUUUGGUCGUGCUGGAAAGAUCGAAGAAGCUUAUCAUGUUAUAAAGAGCAUGCCUAUGGAGCCUAAUUCUAUUGUAUUGAGGAGCUUCAUCAGUUCAUGCAGAUAUCAUGGCCGUAUUGUUUGUGAAGAAAAACAUCUUAAGCAACUUCUUCUUAAAAUAGAGCCUGAUGUUGGAGCAAAUUAUGUGCUUGCUGGGAGUAUGUGCUCUCUUUCUGGCUAUUGGAGUGACACUAAUGACCUUAGAGUUUCCAUGAAUGAAAAAGGUUUAAAGAAGGUUCCAGGGAGCAGUUGGGUGCAGCUGUCUAGUGCCUAAUCCCGGGAAACUGGUGAAAAGGCCAUAAGUUCCUUUUCUGGUUCAGAUGGCUUGAGACUUGCUUUCUGAAGAGCUGAUGAACAAUUUGCUAGUUCAAAAGGCCAUUAGUUUUCUUGGUAAUAAUGAUGUUAAGAGGAAGCUCUCUGCUUCUGCAAUCAAAUGAUCUUUGUUUGCUGGUAGGAUUCUUGGAGUCUAAACUAAUUUUUGGAAGAGAUGACACAUGGUUUGAGUUGCAAAGCUUUUAUGACAUGAAUUACCUUCAUGCAGGAAUGCUUCUGGGCAAUUUGAGGUUGUUGUGGUUGUAGUUGGUGUAGUAUGGAAUACCUAUUUAUGAGAUACACAGAAGUUUAGAGUCUAGCUAGCAAUUGAUUACAUGGUCUCUUGAUUCUUCUAUUGCAGUGGGUUUCAUUGGAGCACCGAAUUAUGCAGAAGUUUUGCUCUUGCAGUUAAAUGGCUUGAAAAUGGGACUUUCAUUAAUUGUUUAUGUGCAUAAAAUUGCUCAGUAUCCAAUUGCUGAACCAAUUAAGUUGUAACAGACUGCAAGGGAAUCAUGUCUGUAAUUUCAUGUGAAACAAUUACAACAGACAAGAAACCACGGGUUUCCGCCUGAGCACGGAAGAAAAGUGAAAGAUUCUCGAUCUUCAUGCAAAAUAUGAGAUGAUAUUUUCCUUUAGGGCCAAAUUUCAGUAGUACAAGCUUCAGCUUUGUUUGGCAGUGGUGUGCAGUUAGUUGUUUAUGCCUAUUGCUACCUUGUCUUCUGCUCUCUACUGCAUAAGAGUUUUUCAGAAUUAGUUUGUUAAGGUGGCAGAUGAAGUAAAAGUUGCAGCAGGCAACAAUAUCAUGCUGAAAGCUGCAUGCUAGCACGAGUAUAUGAAUUGCGAAGAUGAUUAAAGAACAAUGAGAUUAUUUGUUAGAAAAUGCUCCCAAUUCCAGAGGAUCCACUACUAAGAGAAGUUAAGGAAGAGGAAAUGCCUUUGUUUGGAAAUCACAGAAGUACUUUCAGGUUGCAGAGCUCCUAUUCCUUCUAAUCUUGCAGUUCUGGCUUUCCUGGUUUUUUAUCUAGGUCAUAUAAUUGUUGUAGGUGAGCAUCAAUUACGGGAGGCUACGCUCUAGCAAUCUAGAGAAUACAUAAUUUAUGCAUGCCAGGGUGUGAUUAGCAAAUUGAGUUUAUUCUUCCUGUUGGUUCUCUAAGGUUAUGAACCUUUUUUUUCAGGAUUUUGCUAGAGCAGUAAACAGUUUUAAGUCACAACUAAAAUAUCUAGAGAUGAAAUAUUGUGGCUUUCAUGAGAUGCUCAUCUGACCUAUUGUUGGUCCUGAUAUCUAAUCAAGCUGACCUCUGUAACGGCAUCCCUGAUGAAUGUGUCCGGUGAAAUGUGGAAAUACAAUUUUUUUU
This is a messenger RNA of Coffea eugenioides, 2749 nucleotides long. RefSeq names its product pentatricopeptide repeat-containing protein At2g36730-like. Gene Ontology annotation, biological process: RNA modification. Gene Ontology annotation, molecular function: RNA binding; protein binding. The transcript has 4 exons. The record is from RefSeq and is a predicted model, not a curated record. Lineage: Eukaryota; Viridiplantae; Streptophyta; Magnoliopsida; Gentianales; Rubiaceae. Bases 1 to 1356 code for a protein of 451 amino acids.